AUGAGCAAAGGGCAUCGCCACCAAAUCCUUGAGAGAGGUACCAAGGAGUCAUCAGAGUAUGAUCCUCCCGGACUUACAAGAGAGGAGUCGACAACGAGCUGCACUACUUCUCGACUACAGUCAACCCCUCCACUGCCUGUUCUCAACUGCACUUCGUCUCGACUACAGUCAACCCCUCCACUGCACUUCUUCUCGAUUACAGUCGACCCCUCCCCUGCACUUCUUCUCGACUACAGUCGACCCUUCCACUGCACUUCUUCUCGACUACAGUCGACCCCUCCACCGCACUUCUUCUCGACUACAGUCGACCCCUCCACCGCACUUCUUCUCGACUACAGUCGACCCCUCCACCGCACUUCUUCUCGACUACAGUCGACCCCUCCACCGCACUUCUUCUCGACUACAGUCGACCCCGCCACUGCACUUCUUCUCUACUACAGUCACCCCCUCCACUGCCUGUUCUCAACUGCCCUUCUUCUCGACUACAGUCAACCCCUCCUCUGCCUUUUCUCAACUGCACUUCUUCUCGACUACAGUCAACCCCUCCUCUGCCUUUUCUCAACUGCACUUCUUCUCGACUACAGUCGACCCCACCACUGCACUUCUUCUCGACUACAGUCAACCCCCCCACUGCCUGUUCUCAACUGCCCUUCUUCUCGAUUACAGUCAACCCCUCCACUGCCUGUUCUUAACUGCACUUCUUCUCUACUACAGUCACCCCCUCCACUGCCUGUUCUCAACUGCACAUCUUCCCGACUACAGUCGACCCUUCCACUGUCUUUUCCCAGCUGCACUACUUCUCGACUACAGUCACCCCCUCCACUGCCUGUUCUCAACUGCCCUUCUUCUCGACUACAGUCAACCCCUCCUCUGCCUUUUCUCAACUGCACUUCUUCUCGACUACAGUCAACCCCCCCACUGCCUGUUCUCAACUGCCCUUCUUCUCGACUACAGUCGACCCCUCCACCGCACUUCUUCUCGACUACAGUCGACCCCCCCACUGCCCUUCUUCUCGACUACAGUCGACCCCUCCACCGCACUUCUUCUCGACUACAGUCGACCCCCCCACUGCCCUUCUUCUCGACUACAGUCGACCCCUCCACUGCCCUUCUUCUCGACUACAGUCGACCCCUCCACCGCACUUCUUCUCGACUACAGUCGACCCCUCCACUGCCCUUCUUCUCGAUUACAGUCGACCCCUCCCCUGCACUUCUUCUCGACUACAGUCGACCCCACCACUGCACUUCUUCUCGACUACAGUCGCCCCCUCCACUGCCUGUUCUCAACUGCACUUCGUCUCGACUACAGUCAACCCCUCCACUGCCGGUUCUCAACUGCACUUCUUCUCGACUACAGUCGACCCCCCCACUGCCCUUCUUCUCGACUACAGUCGACCCCUCCACCGCACUUCUUCUCGACUACAGUCGACCCCUCCACUGCACUUCUUCUCUACUACAGUCAACCCCUCCACUGCCUGUUCUUAACUGCACUUCUUCUCUACUACAGUCAACCCCUCCACUGCCUGUUCUCAACUCCACUUCUUCUCGACUACAGUCGACCCCUUCACUGCACUUCUUCUCGACUACCGUCAACCCCUCCACUGCAUGUUCUCAACUGCACUUCUUCCCGCCUCCAGUCGUCCCCUCCACUGCACUUCUGCUCGACUACAGUCGACCCCUUCACUGCACUUCUUCUCGACUACAGUCAACCCCUCCACUGCCUGUUGCUAAUUGCACUACUUGCAGAUCUAUUUCGACGUUUUCACUGCCUUUUCCCCACUGCGUUGCUUGUUAA
Mizuhopecten yessoensis (Yesso scallop) is the source of this 1794-nucleotide messenger RNA. RefSeq names its product leucine-rich repeat extensin-like protein 2. The transcript has 2 exons. The record is from RefSeq and is a predicted model, not a curated record. NCBI's taxonomy places the organism in Eukaryota, Metazoa, Mollusca, Bivalvia, Pectinida, Pectinidae. The coding region runs from base 1 to 1794 and encodes 597 amino acids.